AUGUUGCAAUGUGCCUUUAAUCCUUUACGACCAUUGUUAUGCCUUCGUUCGCCUACCAAUGCCCUCUUGGUCACCUUCAACGGAUUAUCCCUGGCAGCUCAGUUUUGUAUGAACAACACCAUGCCGAUCUCGUUCCACGAAGUGUACGGUAUGUCAGAGACUACCAUUGGACUUGUUUUCUGCGCAGGAGGAUUCGGAUCCAUCGUUGGAUCCAUCGUUGGUGGCAGAUACUCGGAUUAUGUGAUGCGUCGCUGGUUGGUCAAACAUGAGCUGAGGCGACAGAGGGAGUUGAGGGAUCGUGAGGCGAUGUUUGGAGCUGGACAUGGAUCUCGCCCAAGCAGCAGUAACGGCUCUACGCCUGUCAAGGAGAUUACUGAAAAGGAUGUUGUCAUUGAUGUGACCAUGCGCGCUCCACCGGAAAUCCGUCUUCGCAGUGUAUGGUUAGGUGUUUUCUUGUUACCACUUGGUCUCAUGCUUUUUGGUUGGUCAAUUCAGAAUCGACUUGCACUUGGUUCAGCGGUCGUCGGGAUCUUCUUUGUAGGAUUUGGGAUGAUGAUGGUUUACUCUAGCACGACCACAGCGCUCGUGGAUGCAAACUCUCAGAACAACAUGGCUACCUCUGCAGUGGCCUGCAACAGUCUUGCUCGAGGCGUCACCGGUGCCAUUGGAGGAUUUACAGCCCUCCCCCUGUUGGGGGCCAUGGGCAGUGGAUGGCUCUACACAUUCUGGGCCCUCAUGACCUUGUUGGGUUCCAUUGGCUUGGUUGUCCUUUUGGUGAAGGCUAAAACAUGGAGAGAACAAGAAGCCGUCGCAGAAAAAGUGGUUGAUCGCGUUUAAAAAAAACACUUUUUCUUUGUAUUUAGAGCAUUUUCAUUUAUGCAUAUUUUUUUUUUUUUUAUUUCGCAUCCAUCUCAUUUAAAAUUGCAUCUCAUAUCCUAAAGCAUUGAGUGAAGUUACGAUUUCGUAUUUUAUUCAGCUAAUUAUUAC
Lobosporangium transversale is the source of this 987-nucleotide messenger RNA. RefSeq lists its product as hypothetical. The transcript has 2 exons. The record is from RefSeq and is a predicted model, not a curated record. Lineage: Eukaryota; Fungi; Mortierellomycota; Mortierellomycetes; Mortierellales; Mortierellaceae. Bases 1 to 837 code for a protein of 278 amino acids. Gene Ontology annotation, biological process: transmembrane transport. Gene Ontology annotation, molecular function: transmembrane transporter activity.